Messenger RNA from Triticum turgidum subsp. durum (durum wheat), 216 nucleotides. The record is from the annotation of a GenBank genome assembly. Lineage: Eukaryota; Viridiplantae; Streptophyta; Magnoliopsida; Poales; Poaceae.
AUGGCAUCGUCGGUCCGGCGCCUGGCUCUCGCCGUGCUCGUGGUCGUCGUCGUUCUGAUAAGUGGCAUGAGCCUCGUCGGCGCAGCGCGGCCGGAGCGGGCGGAGAGGAGCGGGGACGGUGGGGCUUACUUGGCGGUGUACCCGGCGGCGGAGAGACGGGAGAUGCUCACGGCGAGGCUGCUGGCCGGGCCCAGCCGAAGGGGCGCCGGCCACUAG